AUGAACAGUGAAAUUUAUGGUGGCGAAACACUGUUAGGAUUGUUUAGUCCACCAACAGCUGGUCAGUUAUUACCAAAUUUAUUAUUAUCACCAAACGAAUCAUCCAACUCAUCAAUUGAUGUUCAUAAAUUGGCUAUGUCAUUAAAUUCCAAUUCUACGCAGGGAAUUUCUAAUAUGAACAAAAUUAAUAAUAACAUUUUGCAACCUUUACAACAACAACAAACACAAAGACAAAAUCCUUAUGAAAAUCAAGAAUAUUUUUCACUAAGAAAUUCAUUAAUAGGUUCAUCAGUUACAUCAAGUACAACUGCAGCACCUGGAACAGUGACACCACCAACAACAGUGAUAAUAAAUGGUAUGCCUCAAGUAUCGAAUUCACUGGAACAUUAUUCACGAUUUCUUAAUUCUCGUGUCAAUUCUACUAAUGUUAAUAUCAGUGAUGGUGGCAGUAAUUGUCCUUAUAAUAAUGAUACAGAUGAAAAUGGAUUAGAUAUGAAACAGAAUAUUGAAAAGAUUAAAAGUCAUCCAUUAUUCCCCUUACUUGCUUUAAUAUUUGAAAAAUGUGAAUUAGCCACAUGUAUACCAAGAGAUGAGAAUUCCAAUAGUUCAGUUGAUGUUUGUUCAUCUGAUUCAUUUCAAGAAGAUAUAAGUAUGUUCACGAAAGAAAUGGCUUCUUCAAAUCGAUCAAUGUUUACUUCUGAACAAGAACUAAAUUUAUUAAUUAUUCAAGCGAUUCAUGUGCUUCGGUUUCAUUUACUGGAAAUUGAGAAGGUUCAUGAAUUAUGCGAUAGUUUUUGUUCACGUUACAUUACAUGUUUAAAGGGUAAAAUGCCAUUGGAUUUAGUCUGUGAAGAUAGAGAGUCUGCCGCUGAUUCUACAGGUUCAGCAACAAGUCCAUUUUUAAAUCGUUCAUCUUCACCAAAUUUAUUUACUGAUCAAAAUGAAUCAUUAAUAAAUAGUCAACAGAACAAUUCUAAUUUGUAUAGUAAUAAUAAUAAUAAUGGCUCUGUGCAAAAUGGAUCAUUAUCACUUUCAAAUCAUCCUCUUCAGUCAUCAUCAUCUGCGUCGCUUACGCCAAAUUCAAUUCCUCAUCUACAAGAAUCUUGUUUAUUUAAUUCGGAUUCAUUAAACAUUAUGCAAACAUUCAGUCGUACUAAUAACAAUAAUAAUAGUGUAUCAACUGUAGAAAAUUUUAAAACUAUUCUGUCUAAUGAAUUUGAACAUAAUCAAAUUAUUAAUUCUAAAAAUAUUGGUAUUACUGCAGAUUCGUCCAAAUUAAACUUUUGUUUAAAUGGAUCCAUGUCAUCAUCAUCCACAUCAUCAAUGGGUUCAACUUCACCUAAUGCACAAGUGUCAUCUGUGAGUCGCAACCAAACGGGAUUAAGUGGAUUAUCUAAUGCCACGUCUACUGCAGUUAUCCCAACUUCCAUAACUGCUGAAGCAGUUACUAUAACUGGCAUUCCCACUGUAACCGAUUCAAGCGAAAGCAGUUCAAUAGAAUCAUAUUCUGAUUCACAAGUUAACUCUCAUUCAAAUUUAGCUCAAGUUUAUAUGAAUCAGUCUAACUUUUACAACAUAAAUUCUCAUGAUGGAAAUAAUACAUGCUCAACUAUUAUAAACAAUACUAAUACUACUUCUACUACAACCACUUCUAUGAGUAGUAAAAUCCAUACAAAUGAUAUUGACAGUGAUAGUGCUGUAAUUAAUGAAGAUUCUGAUAAAUCAGUGAAUUUCCAUACAAAUCGGUUUGAUUAUUCUCCUCAAUCAUUAUAUACGAAUUCUUAUUAUAAUCAAUAUUUUUCACAAUAUAUACGAGAUAACAUUCCUUUGAAUAGUAUGUUACCAAAUAUGAAUGACACUCUAAACUAUACAGAAUCAUUAAGCAAUCACAAUAUUAAUAGUAAUCAUACAAAUAGGAAUUAUGAAUAUUCUAAUCCUUGUGGAAUUUAUUCAAAUUUUUUCUUAAAUCCAAAUAAUAAUAUACAUUCUGAUGAUAUAAUUAGUAAUUGUUCUACAUCUUCGACAAAAAUGAGUUCAACAAAUUCGUUACCUUAUCAUCAUCACCAAAAUCAACAUCAUCAUCUCCCUUCUCAUCAUCAGAAUACUCAUCAGCAGCAGCAUCAGCAUCGACAGUAUAACCAAUUGCGUAAUCAUUAUCACUCAUUACUUAAUGAUGCAAUAAGUAAGGAUAACUGUAAUGAUUCCAAUUCCGUACAUUCUAUGCCAAAUUGUUCAUCAUCAACAAUAAAUUCUACAAUUCAACCGCCUAAUUUUAUUGAUCCUUAUAUCGAUGUUUCUGAUGAUGUACAGUCACGUUCACAUGAAACAACUCAUCUACAACAUGAAACUAAUCAAUUAGAGCAUAGUCCAAACUCAAUACCAUAUUUACAACAUGGAUUACAUUCUCAUUAUCCAGUACUUUCUAAUAGUUCGUCAAUCUCAAUAGCAUCCACAUCGCCAUCAUCAUCAUUAUCUACAUCAUCAUUACAAUAUCACAAUCUUUAUCAAUUACAACAUUUUCCAUCAAAUCAUACACAUUCAUCUUUAUUACAUAAUUCACAAUAUAGAGGAUAUCGUACUAAUUGUAUACCACCAAGACCAGCAUCAAGAAUUCGACAUACAAAAGCAUCUUCAUUGAAUGGUUCAACCCGUAGUGAUAGUUCAUUAAAUGAUGAUAUACAGGCAGAUAGAAUUGGGAUUAAAUCAAAUGAAUUAGGAGUAGAUGAAACUGGUUCACAAAAAGAUGUCAUGGAAGAAUUAGACUCAGAAACUAGAAAUGAUUUAAAAAGGCAGAAAAAGCGUGGAAUAUUUCCAAAAGUUGCUACAAAUAUCAUGAGAGCAUGGCUUUUUCAACAUUUAACACAUCCUUAUCCAUCGGAAGAACAGAAGAAACAAUUAGCUCAAGAUACAGGAUUAACUAUUUUACAAGUAAAUAAUUGGUUUAUUAAUGCACGUCGAAGAAUUGUACAACCUAUGAUUGACCAGUCUAACAGAGCAGGACCACAUGGUUAUUCAAUCAGUGACAAUAUGCCCCCAUGUAUAGACUAUAUGGAAGGUGGUCCACCGUAUUCAGCUUAUACCAGAGCAGCUCAAGCUGCAGCCGCUGCAGUAGCUGGAUUCUCAAAUCAUCCUACAUCAAAUGAUGUUUAUUUAGCCGCUGCUGCCGCAGCCGCUGCAGCUUCUGUUGGUUUUGGCAAUAGUUCCAUGUUAAACAAUUCAUCAAGUCAGGAUAAUUCGAUUCGAUUCCCUACUAAUAAUAGUCGUAGUGACCAAUGCGUUGGUGAUAUUUCACCAAAGACUAAUGGAAUAGAUUCACUUGUUAUGCCAACAGAUUAUACGCUACCAGAUCGUGUUAGUAUUGUAAAUAAUCGUUUGCCCCAUAAUUCAGUAUAUUCAGAUGACAUAAAUGAAAUUCCUUCGAAUUUAUCUUCUUCAUCAUCCAUGUGUAAUAUACUAACAAAUAAUCCAUUUAAUAGCUCUGGUAUAGAUUAUACAACAGUAAAUAGUGCAUACAAUAAUAGUAAUACUACCCAUCAUCAUCAUCAGCAGCAGCAGCAAAAUAAUCCUCGUUAUUCCACUGUGAUGCCAUGUUCUAACUCUUUUGACGCAUCAAAUGGAUAUUCAUUAAAUCAUCUUUCAUAUCAUAAUUAUGGUUCCAAUAGUUUUGAUACAAUGUCCACAUCAUCGACAAAUUAUAAUACUAAUCUUAUACCAUCGCAUUAUAAUACCACACCAACAACAACAUAUUCACCUAAAAAUUAUCGUAUCAAUGAUACAGACAGUAACAGUUUUAUGAACUCUGAAGAUAUUUUAACGACUACUAAUAGUUCAAUUAUUCAUAAUAGUAGUAUGUCAGAUGAUACAAUCUUAGGCAUAAAUACUGUUACUACACCAUCACCAUCAAUGACAACAUGUAAAAAUAACGAUAUAGUUGAAAAUGAUGGGAUUAACAUUUAUUCAACUUGUUUAGGUACUAUUGGUUCAACAAAAUAA
This is a messenger RNA of Schistosoma guineensis, 3993 nucleotides long. The record is from the annotation of a GenBank genome assembly. NCBI's taxonomy places the organism in Eukaryota, Metazoa, Platyhelminthes, Trematoda, Strigeidida, Schistosomatidae.